UCCAGUGGUCAGUUGCCCCAGGAUGGGGACCACAGCCAGAGCAGCCUUGGUCUUGACCUAUUUGGCUGUUGCUUCUGCUGCCUCUGAGGGAGAUCACCUACAAGUGACCCUUCCCUGUGCCUGUCCCAGUCCCCCAGGCCCUAAAUUGAGACCUAAACUAAGGAGGAGCUGAGACUGGCUGAAGGGGAAGCACUCAACCUCCAGGAAGCCUCCUUAACCAAAGGCCUAAAGAUGUUUCAAGGGCCUGGAGUAGGAAGGCUUCAAGGCUACAGGGCAGAGGCAGCUGAGGCCAGAGCACUUUCAAGAAGUUGGCUACGCAGCUCCCCCCUCCCCACCCCUAUCCCAAAGCCUGCCCAUGGAUCACCCUGAAACCUCUCAGCAUGGCCCUCCCUUUGAGGGACAGAGUCAAGUACAGCCCCCUCCCUCUCAGGAGGCCACCCCUCUCCAACAAGAAGAGCUGCUACCUGCCCAACUCCCUGCUGAAAAGGAAGUGGGUCCCCCUCUCCCUCAGGAAGCUGUCCCCCUCCAAAAAGAGCUGCCCUCUCUCCAGCACCCCAAUGAACAGAAGGAAGCAGACCCACCUCUUCCAUAUCAGGAGGAGAUAAUCGUCCAAUCCAUGCCGAGAGAGGGAAUGCCAGCUCCAUUUGGGGACCAGAGCCAUCCAGAACCUGAGUCCUGGAAUGCAGCCCAGCAUUGCCAACAGGGCCAGUCCCAAGGGGGCUGGGGCCACCGGCUGGAUGGCUUCCCCCCUGGGCGGCCUUCUCCAGACAAUCUGAACCAAAUUUGCCUUCCUAACCGCCAGCAUGUGGUAUAUGGUCCCUGGAACCUACCACAGUCCAGCUACUCCCACCUCACUCGCCAGGGUGAGACCCUCAAUUUCCUGGAGAUUGGAUAUUCCCGCUGCUGCCACUGCCGCAGCCACACAAACCGCCUAGAGUGUGCCAAACUUGUGUGGGAGGAAGCAAUGAGCCGAUUCUGUGAGGCCGAGUUCUCGGUCAAGACCCGACCCCACUGGUGCUGCACGCGGCAGGGGGAGGCUCGGUUCUCCUGCUUCCAGGAGGAAGCUCCCCAGCCACACUACCAGCUCCGGGCCUGCCCCAGCCAUCAGCCUGAUAUUUCCUCGGGUCUUGAGCUGCCUUUCCCUCCUGGGGCGCCCACAUUGGACAAUAUCAAGAACAUCUGCCACCUGAGGCGCUUCCGCUCUGUGCCACGCAACCUGCCAGCUACUGACCCCCUGCAAAGGGAGCUGCUGGCACUGAUCCAGCUGGAGAGGGACUUCCAGCGCUGCUGCCGCCAGGGGAACAAUCACACCUGUACAUGGAAGGCCUGGGAGGAUACCCUUGACAAAUACUGUGACCGGGAGUAUGCCGUGAAGACCCAUCACCACUCGUGUUGCCGCCACCCUCCCAGCCCUACUCGGGAUGAGUGCUUUGCCCGUCGAGCUCCUUACCCCAACUAUGACCGGGACAUCUUGACCAUCGACAUCAGUCGAGUCACCCCCAACCUCAUGGGCCACCUGUGUGGAAACCAAAGAGUUCUCACCAAGCAUAAACAUAUUCCUGGGCUGAUCCACAACAUGACUGCCCGCUGCUGUGACCUCCCAUUUCCAGAACAGGCCUGCUGUGCAGAGGAGGAGAAAUUAACCUUCAUCAAUGAUCUGUGUGGUCCCCGACGUAACUUCUGGCGAGACCCUGCCCUCUGCUGUUACCUGAGUCCUGGGGAUGAACAGGUCAACUGCUUCAACAUCAAUUAUCUGAGGAAUGUGGCUCUAGUGGCUGGAGACACUGAGAACGUCAAGGGCCAGGGGGAGCAGGGCUCAACUGGAGGAACAAAUAUCAGCUCCACCUCUGAGCCCAAGGAAGAAUGAGUCACCCCAGAGCCCUAGAGGGUCAGAUGGGGGGAACCCCACCCUACCCCACCCCUUUGAACACUCAUUAAACACCUCUUGGAUUUGA
Messenger RNA from Symphalangus syndactylus (siamang), 1955 nucleotides. RefSeq names its product extracellular matrix protein 1 (gene ECM1). NCBI's taxonomy places the organism in Eukaryota, Metazoa, Chordata, Mammalia, Primates, Hylobatidae. Gene Ontology annotation, cellular component: extracellular region. The record is from RefSeq and is a predicted model, not a curated record. Gene Ontology annotation, biological process: signal transduction; regulation of bone mineralization.